CCCUUUUCUUCUUCCUUCCUUACCUUAUAAAAAAUGGCCAACUUAUCUCCUUCCUUCUGCUUGCUUCUCCUGGUCCUCAUUUUCAUUUCAGAGAGAAGAAGCUCGGUGAAUGCAGGUUGCACAUAUGCUGUGCCUGGCGGAGGCUGUCCUGAUGUACAAAAGUGCCUAAAUGAUGUAUGCCGUCCAUGUUACCGUGGCGUAGGCCGCAUUGAAGCGGUGUGCCGUGCUGCUGGCGGUGGCAUCCCCUUCGACGAAUGUCUUUGUAUUUUCAAGAACGGCGCCCCUUGUAACCCACCGGCGCCACCAAAGUGUCCCGGUCCGCCGGCUGUUGUGACUCGAAUUAUCCACAAUCAAAAUUAAUGCUGCUUGUGUGUAGAGUAGAGCAAGGAGCUCUAAAUAGCAUCAAUAAAUGCUGCGCCUUUUAUGUCAGUGUUUAGGUCAGUAUUGUAGUAACUUUGUAUUAAAGAGUAUGAAUAAUA
Rubroshorea leprosula is the source of this 479-nucleotide messenger RNA. The record is from the annotation of a GenBank genome assembly. Lineage: Eukaryota; Viridiplantae; Streptophyta; Magnoliopsida; Malvales; Dipterocarpaceae.